Molecule: messenger RNA, 2146 nt
Organism: Asparagus officinalis (garden asparagus)
Lineage: Eukaryota; Viridiplantae; Streptophyta; Magnoliopsida; Asparagales; Asparagaceae
Product: ABC transporter F family member 4
Exons: 1
Coding region: 104-1933 (609 amino acids)
Source: RefSeq, a predicted model, not a curated record
GGAAGGAAAAGGCUCGGCGCUUUGAAGCCGCGGAGCGUCGUCCCCAAAAGUGACCUGCAUUGGUCAAGUUAGGGUAAAAUCGAAGAAGAAAAGGAGCAAGGCGAUGACGAAAUCAAAGUCGGUGAGCAGGUCGAGAUCUGGGAGAGGAGAGGCGAGCUUUAGGAGGAGUGAGGCGGCGAGCAGGAGGUGGAAGACGGUGAGCGUUUGCGAUGCGUUGAGAUCGUUUGGGUCGGAGAUUAACUGUUUCGUGCCGUGUGGGUGGUCGAUUUGCUCGUCGAGAGGGGAUGAGGAGAUGAAGAGGAGGAAUUGGUUGAUGGCGAUCGAGGAGGAGAAGGGGAUGGGGAGGGAGUUUGUGGGUCUGGUUGUGGAGGAGAGGGAAAGGGGGUUGGUUAACUGGAAGAGUGGGGAGGAGGAGGAGGAGGAGGAGGACGUUGAGCUCAAGUUUUUUGAGAAGAAGGAAGAAGAUCCUGUGGUUGUUGAGAAAGAGGUGAUGAAGGAGGAGGAAGAGGAGGAGAGUGUUAAUGUUUGUGUUCCGCCGAGGAAUGCGCUUUUGUUGAUGAGGUGCAGGUCUGAUCCUGUGAGGAUGGCGGCUUUGUCUAAGCGGUUCUGGGAUUCUCCGGCGAUGAAGGUCCAAGAAGGGGAAGCAGAGGAGGAGGAAGAAGUUGGUGAUGAGGAGAGCCACGGAACAGUUGAGAAUCAUGUAACUGAGGAAGAAGGAGACGCUGGUGAGGUUUAUAUCGAGAGAAGCUCGAUUGAUGCAGAGGAGGAAGUAGAGAAAGAGGUGGUUUUAAAUGAAGAGAAGCCUGAAGAAGUUGAUUGUGUUAUAGAAGACAAGAUUAUUGUAGUUGAAGAAGAUAAGGGGGAGGUAGAGAAGGAAGUUGGGGUUGUAAAUGAGCUUGAGGAGACAAAAGAAGAGAUCUUUGGCGAAGUGAUUCAAGCUAAGGUGGCAGAGAAAGUAGAGGAAACCGUGGCCAUUGAUGAAUCAAGAGAGAAGAAAGAAGAAGCACACGCACAAGGAGAAGAGACCCUUGAUGUGCGAAGAGGAGGAGAUGAGGUAGGACAAGUAGAGAUCAUACUGAGGAGAUCCAUUAGCUGCUCUGUUCCCAAAAGCAAUGAUUUUGCCUCCAAGGCCAAGGAAGGAGGAAAGAGGCGCAGCUUCUCGUACAGAGAGAAGAAGGAGAAUAGGAGGCACAGCUUCUCAACAGAGGGGGAGGCAAGAAGGCCUAGUUUCAGCUCAGAGAAAGAAGCGAGGAGAUCUAGCUUCUCCGUCGACAAAGAAGGCAGAAGGAGAUGGAGCUUCUCGAUUGAGAAGGAGAAUUUGGGUCCAAAAGGGAAACCCAAGGUCCAGUCUCAAGCCCAGAAGAAGAACGAAGCGCCACCCGCGAAGGAGGAAACAGCCGUAGAGCCCAAGAUCACCGAUGAAGUAAGAGAAAAGAUCCAAGUGAGCAAGAGAGAUGAAGCCCAAGUAUUAGGGGGAAAGGAGAAGAAGAUCAGAGAGUUGCCCGAGUGCCUUCUUCUGAUGAUGUACGAGCCCAAACUAUCAAUGGAGGUAUCGAAAGAAACAUGGGUCUGCAGCACAGACUUCCGAUGGCGUCCCAAUUACAACCACCCACCCAAAGCCAAACCCAAAUCCAACACAGACGAUGACAGCAAUAGAAUUGAAGAAAAACCCGCGGAAGACAAGAAUGUGAUUGCUGUCGCAAAUGCAAAUGCAAAUGCAAAUGCGACGACUGCUCAAGAAACUCCGUCAAGAACUCAGCCAGCGGUUCCAGCGACGGAGCAGAAACUGCUGAAGAGCUCGCCGUUACCUGCACAUUUUGUCCUGACUAGAUGCAAGUCUGAACCGAUGAAAUCGUCGGCAAGGCUGGCGCCGGAUGCGUGGUUCUGGAAGUCCCGGCAUCAGCCCAUUGGCACCGCCGGCAUUGGAUUCUGAUGCGGCCAAGUUGGUAAUUUUUUUGUUGUCAUGCGAGUGAAAGGUAGCGUGUGAUAGUGUUUUUUUGGGUUAUUUUCUAAAUUUGAUUGGCUGUUGUUGUACAAUAAUUAGUAUUAAAAGUUGGCUUAUCAUCACGAACGUUUGGCAAGAUCUUUGACUAGUUGUUUGUAUGAAUGAUGUUUGCAUGAAUUGAUAUAAAUCCACUUCAAAUCA